GUCUGUGAAAGUGAGUCUUUCUGGUUUUCUUUCAGUCUGAACUUGACACAAAGGUAACAUGACUGAACUGAAUAUAUGCAAAUCACUUUGUCAGGUGUCCACCCUGUAGUUAGAGGCCUAGAGGCCAGUCAGCCUUGUGCUGCAUACAACAGAGUACAGAAAACUCUUGUUCAGUACUGGUUCAGUUUGAUUUUUUUUUUCAUCAAGAUUUAAGUUGUUUUUCUUUUUUACAGUUUUGAUUUUAUGUUCCCCCUAAAACUGACAUGAUUAGGAUUAGGUUUUUCUAUUCCUACAGCCUUCUUAUACCCUUUUGCAUGAGAAUACACUGUUGCUUUAAUAUAGCCUCUUUUACUCGGUCCUCCUAUAGCUAAAGAAUAUUACGUCCUGAAUCAUUAUAUACUCCAAGACUAAGACUGAGCUCAACUUUCCUGGCCAAUCUGGCUGAGCAACACGCGCACUUCAUUCUGGGCUUUGAUUGGUUGCAUCUCGAGCGGGGGAAUAAUUUGCAUAUAACAGGCUGUAACACACACAAGCCUCUGCACCCACAGGAGUGAAAAGAAUCCAGCAGAGAACAGGACUGGAGGGUGUGCUGAAGUCACCUGGUUAAGAUGAAAAAAUCUGAAAAAGUACCAGACCUGAAAAUGUUUUCCACCACAGAUGAGUCCAAAAAUCCCUUUCGACCAUUGAGCCCUGAAGUUACCGUAAACCGAACUUUUCAUGCUCACCCACAUCAUGAUCAAUUCAGGCCAAGCUGUUGCGUAGAUGCGCAUCAUUUCUGCCAAAGCCAGCACAGAGGUGGACGAGUGAACCAGUGGCUUCAAGGGAGUCAUCCAGCUCAUGCGGCGCAGCACGUAGAGCUGAUGCACCACAGACAGCCAGAAGAUAGAGGAGCCAUUUUUGCGAGGAUGAAUUUUCAUCAUCAACCUCCUGAAGUCUGUCACUCACAUCCUGCAGAGACCAGACACAGUGACAUGAGAGGAAAGAGCAGCUGCUGGGACUGUGGACCAACAGAGCCUGCAAACAGAGAUACGUCUGGAGGGGAGUAUGGCUACAAUUCUCAACCUCAGAGCGAUGAAGAAGAGCUUGAGUCUCCACUGCCGCUGAGAUCUGACGACGACUGGCAACACUACAGUCCCUUUCUACCUCCUCACCACUACACCCACAACUAUGAAGGGUGGUACAACCACAGACUGGUCAACACAUACCCACCUCAACCAUGUCUACACGCUGCUCCCUGCCAGCACGGAAGACCAUGGGAUGACGCCCAAAGCUGGCUCCAACAUCAUGCUCCCAGCUGCAUGAAUGACAGCGUGGCUCAGGGAAGCGUCUCCGUUAACAUGCCUCAGUUCUCCGUCCCCCCUGUGCACGGCGUGUCACGGGUCAGUGUGAUCAACCCGAGCUCAGCGGGAGCAGAGGCGUCUGUCUCACAUCCACACGAGAGAAGAAGAACCAUCAGUCUGCCUGACGAGUGCCGAAACAUAUUUAUAACUUAUUCUUCAGACGUGUGCUCAGAGAUGGUCCCCUUUGUAGACUUCCUCACAAAGCAAGGUUUUCGACCAGCCAUUGAUAUAUUUGACAACCCUAUUAGACGCAUGGACAUCAACAAGUGGAAGGACAGUUACCUGAAAGAUCCAUCGAACCUGAUUAUCAUCGCCAUCAGUCCAAAGUAUAAGGCGGACAUCGAAGGAUGUGUAGCAGACAGCCAUGCUCUACACAAUAAAUAUGUUCACUCCAUGAUGCAGAGUGAAUUCAUCCAGCAAGGCAGCUUGAACUUCAGAUUCAUACCAGUUCUCUUCCUCAAUGCGUCUCAGAAACAUGUCCCAAGCUGGCUUCAGAACACGCGUAUUUACUGCUGGCCGCAGGACACUGAGGAUUUGUUACUUCGCCUGCUGAGGGAGGAGAGGUAUGUCCCUCCCCCUGUGCCUACGGAGCUCACCCUCAUCAUCAGGCCUGUGGCCCCGAGUUCUGCAGCUACACUGUAAAACACACAGCUGUGUUUAUGCAUGUGUUUAUGUGUUUGGUGAUUCAGUUUCAGACUGAUUUCAUGUGAAGUUAUUGUGCAGUUUCUUUAUUUUAUAAUCCUCAGAAGUGUUCCAGUACAAGUAAAUAACAGCUCAUCUUUUAAGUUGUGUUGUAUCCAAUGUACAGUUUUCAGAUGUUUCAAUAAAGUUUUUUCUCUGUGUA
Seriola aureovittata is the source of this 2184-nucleotide messenger RNA. Its product is annotated as E3 ubiquitin ligase TRAF3IP2-like. The record is from RefSeq and is a predicted model, not a curated record. Gene Ontology annotation, biological process: humoral immune response; positive regulation of canonical NF-kappaB signal transduction. Lineage: Eukaryota; Metazoa; Chordata; Actinopteri; Carangiformes; Carangidae. The transcript is spliced from 10 exons. Bases 609 to 1982 code for a protein of 457 amino acids.